AAAAAUAGAAAAAGAUGCUAAACGAUAUCAGUUUGCUCUGUUAUUCAUGGUUUUAAUCUUCACAUGCAGGGGAAAGAUAACUUCUAAAAUUACUUAAAAUACUAAAACAAAGUUCAACAAUAAUUAACUAUUCGUUGGGCCCGUGAACGUUAGCUAUUAACCUGGGAAUUACAGCCGUCCAGGACUCCGCGGACAGAGUUAGCGAUCGGAGAGGUGUCCCUGAACCGGGAUUUGGGUUCAUUUUACGUUUAUAUUUACACGAGGUGGACUCACACACACACACACACAGGUCAGUAUUACAGUCAUGGCUACUGGCGCCGAUGUGAGGGACAUACUGGAGUUGGCCGGAGGAGACAAUGAUGCUCCCAUCAGCAAGAAAGACUUCAUCAAUUCAGAUAAGAAAAAGGCCAAGAAAGCAACUGAAACGUUGACCUUCAAGAGACCAGAGGGGAUGCAUCGGGAGGUCUAUGCUCUGCUCUACUCAGAUAAGAAGGAUGCCCCCCCCCUCCUGCCCAGCGAUACGACGCAGGGCUACAGGACGGUCAAGGCCAAGCUGGGCUGUAAGAGGGUGCGCCCGUGGAAGUGGAUGCCUUUCACCAACCCUGCACGCAGGGACGGGGCCAUAUUCCACCACUGGAGGCGUAUGGCAGAGGAGGGCAAGGACUACCCUUUUGCACGCUUCAAUAAGGCUGUGCAGGUACCAGUGUACUCGGAGCAGGAAUAUCAGAUGUACCUCCAUGACGAUGGCUGGACCAAAGCAGAGACCGACCACUUGUUUGACCUGUGCAAGCGCUUCGACCUGCGCUUCAUCGUCGUGCACGACCGCUAUGACCAUCAGCAAUACAGAAAACGCUCUGUGGAGGACCUAAAAGAACGGUACUAUAGUAUCUGCGGUAAGCUGACCAAGGUCCGUGCAGCAACAGGAACUGAGCCCAAGGUCUACGUAUUUGACGCUGGCCAUGAGAGGCGCAGAAAAGAACAGCUAGAUAAACUCUUUAACCGCACACCUGAACAGGUGGCAGAAGAGGAAUAUCUCCAGCAAGAGCUGAGAAAGAUCGAGACAAGGAAGAAAGACCGCGAGAAGAAAGCCCAGGAUCUGCAGAAGCUCAUAAAGGCAGCAGACAACACCACAGAGCUGAGGAGGGCUGAGAAGAGGGUUUCCAAAAAGAAACUCCCACAGAAAAGGGAGACUGAAAAACCGGCAGUUCCAGAGACGGCAGGCAUCAAGUUCCCAGACUUUAAAUCGGCAGGAGUCACACUUCGCAGCCAGAGGAUGAAGCUGCCAAGCUCGGUAGGCCAGAAAAAGGUAAAGGCCAUUGAGCAAAUCCUGACAGAACAAGGAGUGGACCUCAACCCCAUGCCAACAGAGGAGAUCGUCCAGAUGUUCAACGAGCUGCGCAGCGACUUGGUGCUGCUCUACGAGCUCAAACAGGCCCACAGUAACUGUGAAUACGAACAGCAGAUGUUGCGUCAUCGCUAUGAAGCCCUGCUGAAGGCUGGAGGAGGUGCUGGUGGGGCUUCAGGGCCCCUUGGAGGGGCUGGGGUAGUGGCUACUUUACCCCAAGGAGGGGACCCCGGUGCCAACAGCAACUCUGUGGCCUCUACCCAGGGAGGGGAGAGUCAGGUCUGGCCCUGCAUUGAGGACAUCAAGGUGGAGCCGAAGGAGCAAAUCAUCGAUGUGGUUGGAGCACCACUCACCCCCAAUUCACGCAAACGCAGGGAAUCGGCUUCAAGCUCUUCGUCGGUGAAGAAGGUGAAGAAGCCGUGAUGAGAAAGAGAGGGACAGCUGGUUCACGGCGGAGGAAUACGAGGACUGUGUCACUGGCCCUGGUCACAAUGGCGGGGCCUUUUCUAUGACGUUCGCGGAGGUGGACUUCAAAAGAGAUUGGGGGCAGAGGGACAGGCGGUAGAAAUGUUUUAGAAUCUCCCUCUGUCUCUCUCACACACAUACACACACACACACAUUUUCAUUUGCUUCGUCUCUCUUCUCAUUCACACUGAAAUCCGACAUUGCUGUCCUCGCCAAACAAACAGCCCCCAACCUCGCAGUCCAUCCUUGUCCACCACUGUUGUGACAAAGACAACAACUGAGUGACAUUCUAUUCCAUUACUCCUGAGCUCCCUGCUUCCACCGGCGCUUGGCCUCAGAUGAGGGCCAGAUCAACUGUAAAUUGCCAGGCAGAGCUAAUCGGGCCAUGGGGAAGGAGUUGGAUGACUGGGUAAUUGAAACGAAUUGAAAGAGGACGAAGCGACUGCGAGAGAGUAGGAUGACCUCGAGCCGCCACGUUUAGAUCACCACUAUCAGUUUCUGUGGUGUUUUUUUUUUUUUGUUUGUUGUGUGUGUGUGUGUGUGUGUGUGUGUGUGUGUGU
Lampris incognitus (smalleye Pacific opah) is the source of this 2370-nucleotide messenger RNA. RefSeq names its product DNA methyltransferase 1 associated protein 1 (gene dmap1). Gene Ontology annotation, molecular function: transcription corepressor activity. Gene Ontology annotation, biological process: negative regulation of transcription by RNA polymerase II; DNA repair; chromatin remodeling. The transcript is spliced from 10 exons. Lineage: Eukaryota; Metazoa; Chordata; Actinopteri; Lampriformes; Lampridae. Gene Ontology annotation, cellular component: Swr1 complex; nucleus; NuA4 histone acetyltransferase complex. The record is from RefSeq and is a predicted model, not a curated record. The coding region runs from base 305 to 1768 and encodes 487 amino acids.